AUGGCUCCAGAAAAACCACCGCACCUUGAGAUCCUUCCCGGACAGGCUAUCAAAGCAGUCAAGCUCAUUAAUCCUGUCAAUUUUGGCCCCGCCGUUCUUGAGAGGUUCAUGGCACCCGCUGUUCCUGGCCUUGAGACAUUCAAGAGUUCUCCUUCAUUAUCGUUCCUCAUUGAGCACAAGUCCGGGAGGAAGCUUGUUUUUGACCUGGGAAUCCGAAAAGAUUACAACAACUACUCACCAUCUAUUGUCAAGUAUUUGCCGACUACUAAGUACACUAUGGAAGUAGCGGGGAAUGUGGCCGACAUCUUGCAGGAUAAUGGUGUUCCUUUGACAGAAAUUGAAGCCGUAAUAUGGAGUCAUUGGCACUGGGAUCAUAUUGGGGAUCCAUCAUCUUUCCCUCAUCUCACAGAUCUUGUAGUAGGUCCGGGAUUCACAGCAGCGAUGUUACCAGGAGCCCCUGCCAACCCAGAAUCCCCUAUACAAGAAAGCGACUACGCGAACCGUAAUCUGCGUGAGAUUAGUUUCGAGGGUCCAGACACUCUCAAAAUUGGUCAGUUCCCCGCGUUUGACUAUUUUGGAGAUGGUUCAUUCUAUCUUCUCGACAGUCCCGGGCAUGCUGUUGGCCACCUCUGUGGACUGGCAAGGACUACAACCUCCCCAGAUACUUUCAUUCUGAUGGGGGGAGAUAUCUGUCACUACGCCGGCAUUUUCCGACCUUCCAAAUUUCUUCCUGUGCCAGAUACCAUCAGUCCUCAUCCUUGCCAUCCACAUGAUGAUGGGGUUCUCUGCCCUGGAGAAGCUUUUGACAGACUGCAAAAAUCACGAGGGAGGGUAUCAACAGAUCCUCUCUUUGACUUGACGUUUGGUUUGGAUCUAGAGCUUGCUGCCAAGACUACGAAGCAGCUACAGGAACUAGACUGCAAUGAAGACGUUUUUGUGAUUGUUGCUCAUGACUCCACAGUUCGCGAUGGCGUUCCUCACUUUCCAAAGAGUAUCAAUGAUUGGAAGGAAAGGGGAUUUGGAAAAGGAUUGAAGUGGGCUUUCUUACGCGACCUGGAGAGAUUCUGGGAAUCUGAGGGCUUGCUGGAGAGUCAGAAGGGCUCUGUUCAAAAGGCUAGACCAUAA
Messenger RNA from Fusarium poae, 1125 nucleotides. RefSeq lists its product as uncharacterized. The record is from RefSeq and is a predicted model, not a curated record. The coding region runs from base 1 to 1125 and encodes 374 amino acids. NCBI's taxonomy places the organism in Eukaryota, Fungi, Ascomycota, Sordariomycetes, Hypocreales, Nectriaceae. The transcript is spliced from 3 exons.